This is a messenger RNA of Solanum dulcamara, 814 nucleotides long. RefSeq names its product peroxidase 29. The transcript is spliced from 2 exons. Gene Ontology annotation, molecular function: heme binding; peroxidase activity. NCBI's taxonomy places the organism in Eukaryota, Viridiplantae, Streptophyta, Magnoliopsida, Solanales, Solanaceae. Gene Ontology annotation, biological process: response to oxidative stress. The coding region runs from base 54 to 668 and encodes 204 amino acids. The record is from RefSeq and is a predicted model, not a curated record.
AUGGUUCGAUUCUGGUGGAUUUGGAGAGUAAUUCAACAAAUUACAAAUCAGAGAUGAGAUCAAGCAAAAACUUUGGAAUCAGAAAGAGAGAAGCAGUGAAUUUGCUUAAAUCUGUGGUAGAAGGCCAAUGCCCGCAACAAGUAUCGUGUGCUGACAUUCUCAUUUUGGCUGCCCGUGAAGCUAUUUCUCUUUCUGGCGGUCCUAGAAUUGAUGUUCCUUUGGGCCGCAGAGAUUCUUCCAAACCACCAAAUUCAUCCUUAGCAGAUUCCUCACUUCCUCCCCCAAACAUGGGAGUCGAUGACAUGCUUCAUCUUUUUGCCCAAAAAGGCCUCUCCAUUGAAGAAUCUGUUGCCAUCAAUGCGGCGCACACACUAGGAGUAACACACUGCAUCAACAUCGAAAACAGGCUAUAUGAUACCCCAAAAAGUGAUCAUGCAAAUGAACAUGGAUUUGUGAUGUUCUUGAAAUUAAGUUGUCCACAAGGCUCUUUAACCUCAAACAUUAGCUUUGUGCUAAAUGAACCUACACCACUCACCUUUGACAAUAAGUACUUCAUCAAUGCCAUCAAUGGCCGUGGAGUUCUGAGGAUCGACGCUGAAAUCCCAUUCCAUCCUCGUACGGCUCCAUUUGUACAACACUUUGCAGCUGAUCAAGAUGCCUUUUUUUAGGCUUUCUCUUCUGCUUUUGUCAAGCUUUCUACUUCAGGGGUUCUCACUGGUUCUCAAGGUAUGCUUAGAAGAAGUUGUAAUGCAUUGAGUUAACAAAACAUUAAUUUGUUAUAUAAUCUAUAUUACUAAUAUAUUUAGAACAAUAA